Messenger RNA from Mixia osmundae IAM 14324, 2300 nucleotides. RefSeq lists its product as uncharacterized. Gene Ontology annotation, cellular component: MICOS complex. Gene Ontology annotation, biological process: cristae formation. The record is from RefSeq and is a predicted model, not a curated record. The transcript is spliced from 2 exons. Bases 49 to 2289 code for a protein of 746 amino acids. Lineage: Eukaryota; Fungi; Basidiomycota; Mixiomycetes; Mixiales; Mixiaceae.
CCAGGACGCGACGGAAUCAUCAAGCUCUGACAGCAAGCCAAGGCAAAGAUGCUCAAGGCUCGCUUGGCAACACGGCCAGCCUUGCGAGCUGCUCGUGUGGCUCAUCAGACGAGACAAUAUGCCGACGUGCCUCUGGCUGUAGAGCAGGUCUCUCGAGCAGGUCCGAAGAAGCGUAGAGGCUUCACUAGACGUCUUGCAACCUACUCUGCCAUUCUUGGCACCGCGGUCUAUACGCUUGGCACCUAUGCCGCCCUUGAGAACGACCGCUGGCAUGAUAUCUUCGUCGAGUCUGUUCCUCUAGGCGAGAAGCUGGUUGCCUACUUCGAGGAGCACGAUGUCUCGUCUGAGCUCGGACAGCUCGGCCCCUACGUCCAAGAUGCAAAGCGGGUCACAGACAAGGUGGUCGGCACGGUCUCGGAUUCAUACCAAAGGACGAUCGGCCAGGUCAAGCAGGCUGCAUCCACCGACUCACAUCCCGCCGGCGGCGGCGUAGAGGACAGACUGACCAAAGCUGCAUCUGAUGUCAAGGAAAGAGCCUCCAAAGACGUCUCGACCGCAGAACGCAAGGCCCAAUCUGCCAAGGCGCGUCUCUCGGAAAAUGCGGACAAUACGGCGGCGCAGGCCAAGGAUGCCGUCCAAGGCGCGAAGAAUGAGACGCAACGGGCUGCACAAGAGGUCAAGGCAAAGUCUUCUGAGCUGACCUCUCGCGCCUCAUCGACGCUCGAUGAGACGAAGAAGAGCAUUGUUGACACUUCGAAAGAUCUCGCCGCGUCUGCAGAAGCAGCACUCGCUUCUGUCACGCCCAAGAUCAGCACCUCACCGAGCGAUAUACUGCCUCCUGCCCCUACGAAGCGGCCUUCUGAUCCCACACGACCGCGAGAAUUGGACGCUUCGCCUCAGGACCUGUACAAGCCACCUGCCGAGCUAUACACAGGCUCACAGCUACCGCUCGGCUUUGAGCCACCGCCCGGCUAUUUCGUACCUGCAGCGCCUAAGCGAGGAGAAGCGCCCAAAGCAAAAGUGCCGGUCGCUGCUCCGCCGCCACCACCGUUACCGCUUGUCGCGCCCGCUGUCAAAGAACUCGCCGAUUCGGAGCCAGUACUGGGUCAAUUGGCGACCACGAUCGAUCAGCUCGCUUCCUUCCUCAGUAGCUCUGCCGGUGCUGCUACUGCCGCUACUACAUCUGCUGCGGGCGGCGCCAAAGACGUGCUCACGACAGCGCAGAUUGAUCUGCAAAACCUGGGCAAUCGACUAGAGACCAUCAAAGCCCAAGAGAAGGCCAAGCUCGAGAGCCAGCUCGAGUCGCAAGCGCGCGACUACUCGAACAAGCUCGUCUCGCAGGAACGUGAACUCAUAGAACGACUUGAAGCGCAAGAGGACGACUGGCGAUCUGCAUUCGAGAGCGAACGCAAAGAGCUCGUACAGGCUUAUCGCUCAAAGCUCGAUUCGGAGCUCGAAACGCAGAAGGACAUCAUCAACCAGAGAUUGAAGGAAGAAGUGAUUGCGCAAGGUAUCGAGCUGCAACGCCGGUGGCUACGCGAGAUCAAGCUCAGAGUAGAGCAAGAGCGCGGCGGCAGAUUGAGCAAGCUUGAGGAGCUCGAGGGCGGACUCAAGAAACUGGAACGCGUCGCGCUCGACAACUCCCAAUAUCUGGAUGAUACACUCAAGAUUCACACCCUCUGGUCUGCCUUGCGAGCUGCUACUUCAACUGCACUCAACAGUAUCGAUAGAAGGCCGAUUGGCGAACAGAUUCGUGCCCUCCAGCACAUUGCUGUGACGUACGACGAGCCUGAAAGCGAGUCCGGCAAAGCGGAUAGUCCACUGUCGGCCGCUCUUGCAUCUUUGCCAGAGAAGACCCUCGAGCAGGGCACCGAGAGUCUGCCCGCUCUCUCAGUCUGGUUCACGGGCAAAGUAGCGCCACAGCUCAAAAAAGCUGCCCUGCUGCCUGACGAGGGCGGUUUCUUGGCCUAUCUCGCCUCUGCACUGUUCUCGAAUCUGCUCAUCACACGACAGGGCCCCACGCCCGGUGACGAUGUGAUGAGCAUCUUGUCGAGGUCCGAGUAUUUCCUCGCCCGUAAGGAUCUCGACAGUGCUGCCCGAGAGAUCAAUCAGCUUCGCGGCUGGCCCAAGAUUCUCGCGAGGGAUUGGCUCGAAGCAGCCAGACGGCAUCUCGAGGUUAAGCAGGCGCUAGAGGUAUCUCCUUUCCGCUUCAAGUCUCGCUUGAGCUCAUGCAGAAGCGAGCAGGUCGCAGAGACAGAAGCCACAUUAGAAUCGCUUCUCGUGCUGUAGAGAUGCACCUG